Messenger RNA from Triticum turgidum subsp. durum (durum wheat), 1407 nucleotides. NCBI's taxonomy places the organism in Eukaryota, Viridiplantae, Streptophyta, Magnoliopsida, Poales, Poaceae. The record is from the annotation of a GenBank genome assembly.
AUGGAGGAUGACCUUCCUCUCAAAAGAAAGAGACUGGAGGAGGACCAACGUAUGCUGCAGCGUAUACUUGACGGAGCCGACGACCCAACGGAUCUACCAUUACAACUCUUAAAGGACAUCACGAAUGAUUUCUCUGAAGGCAGAAAAAUCGGCCAGGGUGGAUCUGGAGCGGUUUACGAGGGUGUACUAGGAGAACUGAUUAUUGCCGUGAAGAGGAUCUAUGUAAACUUAGAUAAGCUUGAUGAUGAUGACAAGCAAUUUGGUCGUGAGUUUAGUAGCUUGUGCAACAUGAAUCAUCAAAAUGUAGUCCGGUAUCUUGGCUUCUGUUCUAACAUACAUCAGAAACAGAUAAGAAACUCUGUGUCAGGAGAAAUCACCUUGGCUAACGUGAGAGAAAGAUUGUUUUGUUUCGAGUACAUCAGCAAUGGAAGCCUGGAUAAGCAUAUUACCGAUGAAUUAAGAGGCUUUGAAUGGGAAACACGUUAUGAAUUAAUCAUCGGGAUUUGCAAGGGCCUGCGUUAUCUUCAUGAGGAAAAAAGGAUGAUUCACAUGGACCUUAAACCGGAAAAUAUAUUACUUGAUAAUCAAAAUUACAAAUAUAUAGUUCCAAAAAUCACGGAUUUUGGUCUAUCAAGACCAAAUAAAAACUCGCACACUGUAGGUCAACUUUACGGAACACGUGGAUACAUGGCUCCAGAAUACAGGGAAGGUAGCAAAACUACACCUGCGUGUGAUAUAUAUAGUUUGGGUGCCAUAAUCAGGGAAUUGGUAACAGGGUGUAUGGAAGUCCCUUGCAAAGAUAAUGUACUUCGAAGGUGGAGGCAUAGGUGGGGGAAGCCACCGACAUUAUUGCAAUACCAGCAAGUGACUAGAUGCAUUGAAAUAGCAGGAUUUUGCAGGGCAGAAAAACCAGAAGCUAGACCUUCUAUAUUGAAGAUAAUCAGCUUUCUGGGUGAAUCUGAAAGCACAUAUGGCCAGGUAAUCCCUUGUUUAGAUGAAGAUGACAUGCUUCGGAUUAAUCCGCUCGAACUACGGCUGCCUUCUGAGCUGAAGAACGAGAUAUCGCACUCAAUUGAGCUAACCAACGAUACAGUUAAUUGCAUUGCCUUCAACAUCCAACCGCCAAGCGUAAAGUACAUAUCGCAACCAGUAAAAGGCACUGUGCAAUCAAAAUCCAAGUGUUAUGUGAAGAUAACAGUGCAGCCACGAGAUGCUCGUGAACAUGACGAUACUGACAAGUUCAUCGUGCAAAGCAUGAAAUGGAGCGAGGGUCUUAUAGAAGAGGAUAUCACAGAAUGCAUAUCCCGUGCAAAGGCCGAGAAAGUUGUCGAUGAGGUGGAUUUGAUGGUUGUAAAUGAGCCCACGAGGCCCCAAGAGAAUUGCAGAGCAUGCUUGGAUACGUUUUAG